GGGAGUUUGUUGGGUCUCAAGGAAGCAAAAAGGCUUCCUGUCUCAUCCAAUGUGCUAAUAAAACUUCUCCACACGGAAAUGAGAGAAACAGAUUGCCGAGCUUAAACCUCACGUAUUCUCUUCCUCUCAAACAAUCAAACCGACUAGGACAGCUGCAAUCUGCAAUCUUGUCUGCCUAAUCAACUGUAUCGCUGUUUCAUACAGGUUGGGUCAUCUUUUCCCCCAAUAUAUGUGCACCAGCUAAUAGUUUUGUCAAUUUCAGAUUCAAACUGGUUCACUUCUAGCAUGCUACUGCUAUUUUUGUUAAUUGGUUUCAUCUCCUGCUUUGCUUCUUCCUAAAUGUUUUGCUACUCUAGAUACUUAAUGUUGCUUAUUAGUCCCUAAAUGAUGUGUUCUUUUUAGAUCUUGAGUGAAGGUAACCGGGGCUAAAAUGAUUGCUGGUGGAGGCUAUUUUGAUGGUUCCCAUGAUCAUAUUCUCAUGGAAGGAUCAAUGAUCCACGAUCCUUCCCAAUCUUCCAUCUAUGACAGUACAAAUGAAGAACAACAGAACUUCAGACUCGCCCCCUUUUCCAUAGAAGACCACUCCAAUCUAGCCAAUCUUACCUCUGAGCCUGCAAGGGUGACUGACCAUAUUCAAAACCAGCUUGGGAUUGACAUGGAGCAGGACCAUAGUGGCCAAAUGAUACAAGAAGUGCCUCCAGUAGAAACUGCAAAUUUGGUUCCUUCUAUCUAUGGUGUCCACAAUCAUAUCCUCAGGAGCCAGAUAGGAGAAAGUCCGCAUAACAUAACUGUGGAACAGCAGAUCCUGGACUAUGAUGCUGCAUCAUAUCGAAGUGGCACUUAUGCAACUGCACAUGAUCUUCUAAAUUCUCUACAGACCCAAAGGUGCAGUUUGACUCCUGAAUUUCCUUCAACAGAACAUAUCUUUGGUGAUCCAGCACAAAACAUGGUCAAUCAUUUGAACAUGAACAAUGACCUUCCGGGAAUAGCAAUUCAAGAAAGUGGAAUGAUGUUCAGCGAUUCAACUCUACCAUUAGGUUAUCACGCUACCCAAUCUCAUAUGUUGAAGGAUCUCUAUCAUUCACUGCCACAGAAUUAUGGGUUAUUUACCAGUGAUGAUGAGAGAGAUGGAAUGAUCAGGGCGCCAGGGAUCUCAGGAAAUAUUUUCCAGGAGAUAGAUGAGAGGCAGUUUGAUAGUCCAAUACUGGGGAGCAGAAGACGGAAAGGUGGCUUUGGCAAGGGCAAGGGAAAAGCUAACUUUGCAACUGAAAGAGAAAGGAGGGAGCAGCUAAAUGUGAAGUAUGGGGCUUUAAGAUCACUAUUCCCAAACCCCACUAAGAAUGAUAGGGCUUCUAUAGUUGGAGAUGCCAUUGAAUACAUCAAUGAGCUUAAUAGAACAGUGAAAGAACUGAAGACCCUAGUGGAAAAGAAGAGGAACAGCACUGACAGGAGGAAGAUGCUGAAGUUGGACGAUGAGGCAGCUGAUGAUGGGGAAAGCUCUUCAAUACAGCCAGUGAGUGAUGAUCAAAACAAUCAGAUGAAUGGGGCUAUAAGGAGCUCCUGGAUUCAAAGGAGGUCCAAGGAAUGCGAUGUUGAUGUCCGCAUAGUUGAUGAUGAAAUAAACAUCAAGUUCACAGAGAAGAAGAGGGUCAAUUCUUUACUUUGUGCUGCAAAGGUUCUAGAGGAGUUCCGUCUUGAUCUCAUCCAUGUCGUUGGGGGAAUUAUAGGAGAUCAUCAUAUAUUUAUGUUCAAUACAAAGAUACCUAAGGGCUCCUCAGUGUAUGCAUGUGCAGUGGCUAAGAAGCUCCUUGAAGCUGUGGAGAUGAAAAACCGGGCUCUUAAUAUCUUCAACUAGCCGUAUCUCGUGAUUUUUACUUAGACUACGGUCCAUGCUGGUCUAUCGUUUAGCAUCUAUUGAUAAGGUGCUGACUUGUUAGUGAAGUGCUGCAGGAAUUGUUAAUGUCUGCUACGAAUUAAUUCUUGACAACCAGUUCAGUGGUUUAACUUCUUGCCUCAUUUUCUGUAUACUUUCAACACUCAUGCUAGAAUAUGUGGUGCUUCUUAUUCAGCAUUUGCCGACAUUGCCACACGAUACUUUAUUCUUCCGAAUCAUUUUUUCUCUGGACAUACAUAGCAGAUCGAUUCCACUAC
Panicum virgatum (switchgrass) is the source of this 2151-nucleotide messenger RNA. RefSeq names its product transcription factor EAT1-like. The record is from RefSeq and is a predicted model, not a curated record. Gene Ontology annotation, molecular function: protein dimerization activity. Gene Ontology annotation, biological process: anther wall tapetum development; regulation of DNA-templated transcription. Lineage: Eukaryota; Viridiplantae; Streptophyta; Magnoliopsida; Poales; Poaceae. Bases 431 to 1855 code for a protein of 474 amino acids. The transcript is spliced from 3 exons.